Messenger RNA from Daldinia vernicosa, 439 nucleotides. RefSeq lists its product as uncharacterized. The record is from RefSeq and is a predicted model, not a curated record. Lineage: Eukaryota; Fungi; Ascomycota; Sordariomycetes; Xylariales; Hypoxylaceae. The transcript has a single exon. The coding region runs from base 14 to 301 and encodes 95 amino acids.
UUGCAGAAUAUCGAUGUAUUUCUAUCUGUUCUGCUCCAUAUUAGCAAGUAUGUGUAUGCGGUUAUAUACUCGCUACUAUAAGUUGCGGUAUCGUCUAGAAUCAGGGCCAUCGUCGUCGCCACCACAUCCGUAUAUCCCCAUUCUUAUUGUACAUAUCCAAUUGUCGACGUGGCUGCUGGUGACAGGUACUGUUGUAAGUCCUCUUGCCUCUUUCUUUCUUUCUUGGUUGCUUGUUUUCUUUCCUGGUCCCCGCUGUAGGUCCCGCAUGUGCAAUGUGCAAUGCUUUCAUCUCGCUAGUUGAAAAAAAAAAAAAAAAAAAAAAAAAAAAAAAAGUAAUAUGCCAUGCCGUAGACCUGGAAACGCCUAUAGAAGCACUAAAUCCAUCCCUAAACUCCGUAUACCCCUUGCCUGGCUAAACAUCUAGCCGAUGGUAUGUACC